CGCGCGGGGGCGGUCCCUCGAGCGGAAGUGUCCGAGCGGAAGCGGAAGUGCGCGGGGCUAGAGCGGGCGGAGGGCAGGCUGCGCGUCUCCGGCGGUGCUGCGUAUCUCUAGGAGUUCAGUUAUGGGUGUGAGAGGUUUGCAGGGAUUUGUGGGAAGUACCUGCCCACAUAUAUGUACGGUAGUAAAUUUCAAAGAACUAGCAGAGAACCACCGAAGCAAGCAUCCUGGAUGUACUCCUACCAUUGUGGUCGAUGCCAUGUGUUGUCUCAGAUACUGGUAUACCCCCGAAUCUUGGAUCUGUGGCGGCCAGUGGCGAGAAUACUUUUCUGCUUUGCGAGAAUUUGUUACAACUUUUACAACGGUUGGCAUCAAGUUGAUAUUCUUCUUUGAUGGCAUGGUGGAGCAGCAUAAAAGAGAUGAAUGGGUGAAACGAAGACUCAAGAACAAUAGGGAGAUAUCCAGGAUUUUCCAUUACAUCAAAUCACACAAGGAGCAGCCCGGCAGAAACAUGUUCUUCAUCCCCUCAGGGCUGGCCAUAUUUACGCGAUUUGCUUUGAAGACCCUAGGUCAAGAAACUCUGUGUUCGUUACGGGAGGCCGACUAUGAGGUGGCUUCCUAUGGUCUCCAGAAUAACUGUCUUGGGAUUCUUGGAGAAGACACGGACUACUUAAUUUAUGAUACCUCUCCCUACUUUUCAAUUAGUGAACUCUGCCUGGAGAGUCUCAAUACUAUCAUGCUCUGUAGAGAGAAGCUCUGUGAGAGUCUAAAUCUCAAGCUGGCAGACCUUCCUCUUCUGGCCUGCCUACUUGGCAAUGACAUAAUCCCAGAAGGCAUGUUUGAAAGCUUUCGGUACAAGUGCUUGUCUUCCUAUACCUCUGCAAAAGAGAACUUUGACAAAAAAGGCAACAUUAUCUUAGCUGUAGCAGACCACAUAUCUAAAGUUCUUCACUUGCAUCAAGGUGAGAAAAAGCUAGAAGAGAUGUUACCUUUGGGACCAAACAAAGCUCUUUUUUAUAAAGGUGUGGCAUCAUAUCUUUUGCCAGGACAGAAAUCUCCAUGGUUUUUCCAAAAACCCAAAGAUGUAAUAACUUUGGACAAGCAGGUAGUAUCCAUGUGUACAGACCCAGAAUCCAAGCAAGAAGUUCUCAUGUGUACAGACCCUGAAUACAAGCAAGAAGUUUCCAUGUGUACACACCCUGAAUCCAAGCAAGGAGUUCCCAUGUGUACAGAUCCUGAAUCCAAGCAAGAAGUUCCUAUGUGUACUGACCCUGAAUCCAAGCAAGAAGUUCCCAUGUGUACAGACCCUGAAUCCAAGAAAGGAACUCCCAUAUAUACACACCCUGAAUCCAAGCAUGAAGUUCCCAUGUGUGCUGACCCUGAAUUGAAGCAAGAAGUUCCCAUGUGUACACACCCUGAAAUCAAGCAAAAAUUACCUAUAGGUACAGACCCUGAAUUUAAGCUAGAAUCACCUAUGUGUACAAACCCUGGAAUUAAACAAGAAGACCCCAUGAAUCUGGAGCCUGAAAUCAAGCAACAAGUAACCAUGGUUUCAGACCCUGAAAUCUUAAAGGUUGCUCAAGCACAGCACGUCCAGGGAGAGAGCUACCUGGUGUACAACAUCAUGAGCAGUGGGGAGAUUGAGUGCAGCAACACUCUGGAGGAUGCUCUGGACCAGGCUCUGCCCAGCCAGGCCUUCGCUUACCGCCCUGUGCGGCAGCGCGUCUACGCGCUCUUACUCGGGGACGGCAGGGAUGAUUCUAGCUCCUGCCCCACUGUCAAGGAGUGGUUUGUGUACUCUGGGAACCCGCUGAAGCACCCAGACCUCGUCAGGCCUCUGCCGAUGAAUCUUGCAGGGGGAACGCCUAGUUUGAAACUCUUGUGGCUGAACCAAGAGCCAGAAAUACAAGCCCGGCGCUUGGACACACUCCUGGCCUGUUUCGACCUUUCCUCCUCAAGAGAAGAGCUGCAGGCGGUGGAGAACCCUUUCAAAGCGCUGUGCUGCCUCUUGAUCUACCUCUUUGUGCAGGUGGACACUCUGUGCCUGGAGGAUCUGCAUGCUUUCAUUGCUCAGGCCUUGUGUCUCCAAGGGAAAUCAACUCUGCAGCUUGCAGACUUACAGCUUGAUUACGUCGACCCCAGAGCUGUGCAGCUUGGCUCACUCCUGGUCCGUGGCCUCACCACUCUGGUGCUGGUCAACAGCGCAUGCGGCUUCCCCUGGAGGAUGAGUGAUUUCAUGCCCUGGAACGUAUUUGACGGGAAGCUUUUUCAUCAGAAGUACCUGUUAUCUGAAAAAGGAUAUGCUGUGGAGGUUCUCCUAGAACAAAAUAGGUCUCAGCUCACCAGAUUCCACAACCUGAAGUCUGUGGUAUGCAAGGCCUGCAUGAAGGAGAACAGACGCAUUGUCAGCAGGCAGCACGGGCGUUCACAUCACUCAGGGAGGUGGGGAAGAGAGGGAUCAGGCUCCCACAGGACAAGCUCCGGGCACAGCCGGUCUGGCCAAGGACAGCACUGGAGAGACCAGGGACCAGGAAGUAGACCACGUGAGCCUGACCAGUGGAGAAGAUGCUCAUCGUCUUCUGGGUGGUCCAACUGAUGCCUGCUGCUCGAGUAGGAAAGAAGCCUUCACAGCCAGAGGAAGAAUUGUCUUCAGUAAAACCUGGACACUAAACAUAAAGUCAAUACAUCCUGCUUAUCUGCACUCGAGACAGAGUAAAACACGCUGUAUUUCACACUUCACGGCCCUCAGUACAGAUGUGUUGAAUGAUGCCAGCUGGACUUUGGUGGGUGUUUUAAACUGCUUUCCGCUGUGUACAUGCAGCAGUUCUAGAAAUGUCGACACUUCUAGAAACCAAGGAGAUGAAGCAGAACUGAAGACACUCAUGAAAAAGCAGCCUGCUGUUGCCUAGAAGCAUCACAUGGCUUCACCCUAAAUACAAGGAUCAUCUUUAAUUUGAAUGUUUGUACAUAUAUGGCUGUUCUUGGGGAAUAUAUUUUAGGAAAAGAAUAAAGAAACAAAGAACUCAGUAACUUGUACAGAAAUCCUCCUGUGGUCGGCAGGGGCUUCUCUGUCGCCUAUUCUGUGAGGUAGCCACGUGGACUCUUGAACAUCUCUCUCCAGAGAGAGGCCAAGAGGUGGGUGCAUCAUCAUGGCUCCUCCUGAUUUGUUGGACGAACUUGGAGAGAAACCUGCAUGCCCGCGCAGCCCAACCGACAGGGAGUGUCUUCUAACAGCUGUCCUUGCAGUCUUCAAACUUGAGUUAAAAAUACGGUUUCACAGCAAGGUAUAUUCUCAGUGGUUGGCCCAGGCCUCUGACGUCAAGGAUCCUUGUAAGAGUUUGCACAUGACUGGUGUUUCUCAUAUUACAGCUCUUAGGUUUCAGUUCCUUGUUUAAAUUCGUUAAAAAUGCCGCUUUGUCAGGAGUUCAGGAGUUUUCCAUUGGUAAGUGGAAAUGACGGGUUUGUGGUUACUAUUUUGCUCCUAGGAAGUUAGCCAGGCCUUCCUUAUUUAAAGGAAACACAUGCAAGAACCAGGCAGCAGUAGUGACGAAGUGCGGCCUGGCAGCUCCUCUAGGAGAGGGACGCAAGGCCCUCCACACGCUGGGCAGAGCCAUCGCACCAGGCCGCGCUGCAGCUGUCAGACGGCUGAGUGGGUUUGCCGGCACUCCCUUUGUGUUGUGAUGGUGAUCUGUGGUACUCAUUUGUGGCUUAUUACCAAAUAUAAACUAUAGUCUGCUCUUACUAACGAGAACAUGUGACUGACUUCUUGCUUCUGUUUUCCAUCUGAACCUACCGUAAAAGUUCUGGAGCUAGAAAAACCUUGGGAAUCUGACCCAGGCUUCUCAGGUGACAGGCAAAGUCCUCAAGCUUACCUGUGGGCCCUUGUGGCACAGGUCCUUGUCCUGGCUCUGCGCCUGCCACCUGCUCUGUGGCCCCAGUGUCAUCAUCUUCAAGUCGAUGGGGAUUUGCUUCAGUCAGGGUUUCUCAGAUGUAAGUCAUGUGUACACCCUUGAAAGGAAAAAAAUUGUUGGUUCCCAUGGCGAUUUGUUAUUGUUAUUUGUGUUAUUUAACUAUGUGCAAACAUGCAUUAGAUUCCUUAUGCUUAGAGCUUUCUGAAUACAACUUUCAAUCAAAGACAUCAUACAAAUGUAAUGAAAACAAAAUUAUAAAACAUAUAGCAUAUUAUCACAAUCCCCAACAACUCUUAGGGGGCUGGCCAGCAGCCUACAAGGCCGGCUGCCAUUGGCCAUGCUCAGGAAGGUUUCAUACGAGACAGUAGCCAGUUGGAACCUUCUUCUAGGGAGCUGCAGUGCCAGUGCCCACAGAAGGGACAGAGGGCAUGGCCACGGCACCACGGGUGCAGAGCAGAGGUGUUGAGGGCAGCCAGGUGUGAGGGUGGUAUCAAGACAGGGAGGCUGGGGUGCACUCUGCCGGGGUGCUGGCCCUGGGCCCGUCUCUGGGAGGCAGUGGUGCGAUCGGAUCUGUCCUGUCCCUCUUGCCCCUCAGUACUCUGUGGGACUCCUGGGCCGUGCGCCCCUUCAUUGAGCUAACAGAGCAUCUGGUGUGGCCCUGGCCAGUGGUGACGCCUGGUGCUCCCCCACUGUGCUGCUAACCCACGCGUCCAGCAUCUUCUGAGGACAGUAGAUGCCAGGAGGGGCUUCUGCCUUAUCUGUGCUGUCUGAAGUCUUGUAAAAAGAGUGACUUUGUGUGUUGUGUAGUUGAAAAUAAAGAAAAGAAAGCAAUGAUCCCCAGUGGCAGUUCUUAUAUCUCGAUGAAGUGCAAAUUUUUAAAGUACUGAUUACUUGGAUUUAAUAAAUCAGGUUUUAUUCUUCAGGUGUCAGCUCCCAAAGGAUUGGAUGUGUUCGUUUUUUUCCCAUCUUUUGAACUUUUUGUUUAGCGUUUCAGACUCUUUCAGCCUCCUGCCACAACUUAAGAAGAAAAAUAACUGAGUCGGCACCAGCAUUUCCUGACUGUUACAAAAAAGAAAAAGAAUUAUACACAAGGAGAAAAGAGCGUAUGCUGUGUGUGUGGUGGGUCCAUCUUUCCUUAUGCGGUGUGGAGAUGUCAGCUGAUGACACGCAGUGUGUGGUUUGUGCUCCUUUAUUUCCACAUCACAGAAGGAGCCGGAUCUUCAGUGCUGUUCUCACUGUGUGCCUGAGCCAAGAUUCCUCACCUGUGUGAACUGUUGGCUUUGGGAAGAAGCUCAUGGCCACACUGACCGUGAUGUUGUCAGACCACUGAACUGCUGUCCCUCAGCAGAAAGAGGGACCCUCAACGCUGUGCCCUUGGGAAGCGCAACUCUGGGAGCGGGGGCACCCUGGCCUGCCCACCAGGUGCUGCAUUCACCCUCUUGGACGUGCAGCACCCCUUGGGGCCCUGGUGUUUAUUGUCUCCUCUUGUUUGAUUCCAAGUUGAACGCCACAGGGCAUGACCCAUCCCUGUCGCUUUAGCAAGAACUGACGUGUGCCUUUUCUUUCUGGCUACUUCUCCCACAUGUUCUGGGGGCUCUUGGUAAAGCGUUAAGAAGAGCCCAAGGACAGAGGCUCGCUUUACAAAACCGACCAUGAGAUUUAGUCAAACAGUGAUGAGACCAGCCAAGAACUGGCAGACGUUUCAGUUCCUUUUCUUGCCUCGUGUGGAGCCAAGUGCACAGGAAGGCCCUAAGUUGCUAGAGAAGUUUUUCAUACAGAUCCCUUUCACAGUCUCUGGUGAUGGCUGAGGCCUGACGCUGGACCCUCACUGCUCCCGUGGCUGAUUCCAUUCACCUGCUGCUGCAGGUGGCCCAGGCAGCCUCACAGCCAGGCGCACGUCCCACUGUAGGGCUGAGCAUUGCAGCCCUCACCUCCUGCGGAAACAGCCCUUGGUUUGCAAGCUGUUUAUGGUUCUGAAGGAGAAACUGAAUGGUGAAAACCAGCCGCUGUACAACAAUGACUUCUCUCAUGUUUCCAGCUCUACUAGAUGUCAGAUAAAAACGGGAAGUUAACUUUACCUUCUCUCUUUGGCAAGCCUUCUGAAUGAAAAAGAGGAGAAGCAGCAGGCUUUCAAACACAGAUUGGUCUUCACUUUUCUGUGGUUUCCUCAGAAAGCCUCUUCCACCUGGAGAAACUGAGUCAGAGAAACCCCAUGAUCAGAGACGUGGGUGAUCCCUUGCGGGUGCCGAUGGCCAAACUCAAGUGAUGCUGGUGUCUUCCCAGCCAUCCUUCAGGCUUCUGGCUCUGGGUCUUACUUUGCCAGGAGAUCAAACUAGGGGAUGAGGAUGAUCUGGCCACGGUGACCUUAAAGGGCAUGAGAGAGCUAACUGCCCAUCCAUCAGAGUUCUGCCUUUGGGCCCAAACGUCCUUAAUCUUCCAGUGGAGCGUCCCCAGUAGGAGCGACUGAAUUUUAAUAGUUUUCAAUAAAGCUGCGUAGAGUAAUCCGGGAAAGGCAUCUCUUCCAGGAAGAUUGGAUGACUGUGGAUUUUCUUGCUGGCUGUUUCACAGUCUUUUCUCCCAUUUUGUAUGAGACGAGUGUAGUACCAAGAGUAAAACACUGUCCAAGGUC
Equus caballus (horse) is the source of this 6537-nucleotide messenger RNA. RefSeq names its product family with sequence similarity 120 member B (gene FAM120B). Gene Ontology annotation, cellular component: nucleus. Gene Ontology annotation, biological process: fat cell differentiation; peroxisome proliferator activated receptor signaling pathway. The record is from RefSeq and is a predicted model, not a curated record. Lineage: Eukaryota; Metazoa; Chordata; Mammalia; Perissodactyla; Equidae.